AUGCAGGAGCCCCGAGGCGGCGCAGGCGGUGCGGUGGGAGGAGGAGAAGAAGAAGGAGAGCAUAGUGGGCGCAAUAGUCCUCGUGCUCCGGAAGAGCAGCGCCGCUCCGGCCGUUCUUCAGCGGACGAAGGCCCCAACGACGACGACGACGUCCGUGAGCCUCGCGGCCCUCAGGAUCCUGGUAACGGGGCUGCGGCGGGCAACGCGGACGAGGCGCCGCCGCCGCCGCCCCCGCCGGGCGAGCAGCCACCGCUUGCCUUUGGGCCCGGCGGAGAUGCUGCCGGGGCGUGCCGAAGUCGACCUCGAAAUCGACUCCUGGAGUUCUCUGUUACGGUGCCUUUCCGUUCCCCCCUGGAAGCUCAGGCGGCUCGCAGGUCUUUGAUCUCUAAUGCUCGGCGCCAGCAAAUGAUGGUUCAGCAGGAGUUCACAGUGGAUAACAGUACCCUGUCUGUUAGGUGGACCGCUGAAGACCCGAUUCUCUUCCGAAUUUCCAUUAACAACUUCCUCGACCAGCUUUUCCUGGUGAUGAGGAACAUUCAGCAUCUACAGUGGGUGGAAGGUGCAAAACGAGGACGUGGAAGUAGGCCUGAUUUCUAGUGUUUGGGUGCUUUCCUCGUCCAAACAUGACAAAGGCAGAGCAUUUCAUGUUUAGGGUUCAAUAUUUUAUCAAAGUCCAGGUUUUUGACUCUGUGUUCUCCAUCCCAGUCUCUUGGUAGACUUGUUUUCCUGUUGUUAAAAGAGUGGAUACUUAAAUACUUAAAUGCUUGUUUCUGAAGUAAAUAAAUAAAGCAGAGUACCGUG
This is a messenger RNA of Jaculus jaculus (lesser Egyptian jerboa), 801 nucleotides long. RefSeq names its product EKC/KEOPS complex subunit LAGE3-like. The record is from RefSeq and is a predicted model, not a curated record. The transcript is spliced from 4 exons. NCBI's taxonomy places the organism in Eukaryota, Metazoa, Chordata, Mammalia, Rodentia, Dipodidae. Gene Ontology annotation, cellular component: EKC/KEOPS complex. Bases 1 to 597 code for a protein of 198 amino acids.